CACAAAGAUAGAAGAAAUUACCCGAAACUCAUUGCCUCUGAUUUCUUUAAAUAUGCAUUCUAAUCUCUCCACUACCAUUUCUGCAUUCUUCUCAAACCUCUUCUUCUCUACCAUUUCCUGCUUGCAGUCUUCCCAAUCUCAUCCCUGCCCUUCCUUACCCUGCACCCAUCAUUUAAAAAAUGGCAGAGCAGUUGUGUAAUCCAAGCCACCUGAAGCAUGAACUGGAGCUGAAGAAGUAUCUGAAACCUUACACUUGCGAUGGCUGCAAGGAAAUAGGCUUUGGGCCUCGAUACCGAUGCGAAAAGUGUGAUUUUGAUCUUCACAAAGCCUGUAUGUUUCCAAAAAACUCACCAAUUUCCCAUGAAUUCUUCCCACGUUCCACCUUCAAGUUCUUUAAAAUCCCACCAAGAGCCUGCCACGACAAAUGCAGACGGAUCUGCGACGCCUGCACAAAGCCUAUCAAUGGCUUUAUGUACCACUGCAAGAAACGUGACUUGGAUCUCCACCCUUGCUGUGAAAACCUCAAGAUGAAUUACCAAAUUGAAGACGUGGAGUUCAAUCUCCACAAGGAAGUCCAAGGUGAGUGCAUGUGGUGCAACAAAAAGACCAUCAGAAGCCACGGCCAACACAAUGGUUGGUCCUACAUAUCUGAGUGCAGGAAGUACCAUGUUCACGUGGCUUGUGCCACUGAAAUGGCUUUAGAAGAAUGGUACAAGAACGGAGGAGACUGGAUCAAUGUCGAUAAUGCCGAUCAGGACCCAAACUUGGCUCUGCAGAAGGUGAAUCUGAAAGCAAUUCAAGCUCGAGGGCGUGGGGAUGGCGGAAAAGGGAACAAGUUUUGGAGGAUCCUUAAGGUCUUCAUCAAGACCAUUGUUAGUAUCGUUCUUGGAGAUCCCACCACGGUUCUGGCGUCUCUCUUCAUCGAGCUGAUUGCAUGAAACUUGUUUAUUUAAACUUUUGUUUUGCCUUCUCUUUCUGCAUAGUGUAUUCUCUUUUUUCUUUUAUUCCAAAAGUAUAGUGUACACAAGUCUGUAACACUAAAACCAUGUUUCAGUUUUGAUUGUGUGC
Messenger RNA from Benincasa hispida (wax gourd), 1068 nucleotides. RefSeq lists its product as uncharacterized. NCBI's taxonomy places the organism in Eukaryota, Viridiplantae, Streptophyta, Magnoliopsida, Cucurbitales, Cucurbitaceae. The record is from RefSeq and is a predicted model, not a curated record.